Entamoeba dispar SAW760 is the source of this 519-nucleotide messenger RNA. RefSeq lists its product as uncharacterized. NCBI's taxonomy places the organism in Eukaryota, Evosea, Mastigamoebida, Endamoebidae. The record is from RefSeq and is a predicted model, not a curated record. The coding region runs from base 1 to 519 and encodes 172 amino acids. The transcript has a single exon.
AUGUUAGAAAAUUUCUUGAAAGGAUUAGCAUCAAAGAAACAAAUAGAAAAUCACAUUGUCAAUGUUUGUAAAGAGCAAUUAAAUGGAUGCACUGGAUGUCUCGCAUGUAAAAAUCAUAAAGAAGUAUAUUGUUCACAAAAUGAUAAAUGCAGUGAAAUAAUGAAAGAAUUUGUAGAGGCUGAUUUAGUAAUAUUUGCCUUUCCUAUUUAUUGGUAUGCUAUGCCAGGUCAAUUGAAAUUAUUUAUUGAUAGAACUGUUAUGAUGAUGGACUGGAAUACUUAUUCUGCAAAACAAGAAGUUCUUGACAAAGGAAAAAAGACUAUUGUUGCUUUAACUACAUGUGGCUCUUCUGGUUAUGACCGUGGAGUUUUUGAAAUUAAAGAAAUUGCUAGUUUGUUUGGAUAUUCUUUUAAUGAGAUGCAUUUAACUGGUGGUUCUGAUAAUACUUCAAUUGCUAAAGACACUAAUAAAAUGAAAAAAGCAUAUGAUUUCGGAGAGAAGAUCGCACAAAAAAUUUAA